Molecule: messenger RNA, 572 nt
Organism: Gossypium raimondii (Peruvian cotton)
Lineage: Eukaryota; Viridiplantae; Streptophyta; Magnoliopsida; Malvales; Malvaceae
Product: protein PROTON GRADIENT REGULATION 5, chloroplastic
Exons: 2
Coding region: 99-467 (122 amino acids)
Biological process (GO): photosynthetic electron transport in photosystem I; response to high light intensity
Cellular component (GO): chloroplast
Molecular function (GO): electron transfer activity
Source: RefSeq, a predicted model, not a curated record
ACUUCUCCCUUCGCCCAUAAAAAACCCCAAGGCUCUCUAAUUAACACCCAAGCUUAUAACAAAAAACAACCCAUCAAACUUUACAACCAUCAUCUCUAAUGGCUAUUUCAAUUUCGACAACAGGGUUUAAGGGAGGUUUAGGAAGUUGCUUCCAUUCAGUAGCUGGCGAAGAAUAUGGCAUGUUGGCUAAGUCAGUUCCAAAGCAUGUUGGAGCUGGAAAGGGUGUUAGAGCACAGCCAAUGAUGAAGAACGUUAACGAAGGGAAAGGGUUGUUUGCUCCAGUUGUGGUGGUGACUCGCCAAAUCGUUGGGAAGAAAAGGUUCAGUCAGCUUAGAGGAAAAGCAAUUGCUUUGCACUCUCAGGUCAUCAAUGAAUUCUGCAAAUCGAUAGGGGCUGAUACGAAACAGAAGCAAGGAUUGAUUCGACUGGCCAAGAAGAAUGGGGAAAGGCUUGGAUUCCUUGCAUGAAUUGGUGACGAUCAAAUUUGUUCUUCUUCCAAAUAUUUCUUUUCUUCUUUUUAUGUAAACUGUAAACCCUUCACUGUACUUGAAAUAAUACAUACCUUGAACGCA